Phycomyces blakesleeanus NRRL 1555(-) is the source of this 1773-nucleotide messenger RNA. RefSeq lists its product as hypothetical. The record is from RefSeq and is a predicted model, not a curated record. The transcript is spliced from 6 exons. Bases 1 to 1773 code for a protein of 590 amino acids. Lineage: Eukaryota; Fungi; Mucoromycota; Mucoromycetes; Mucorales; Phycomycetaceae.
AUGAUGUGUGAUUUAUAUUCAGAAUUCGACCCAGCAAAGUACUCCUGUGUAGUAGGGAUUGACUUUGGAACAACUUAUUCCGGAUGCUCAUGUGUUUAUGUUAAUGAUGGUGUGGAUGAGAUAUUUGAUAUUACAGCAUGGCCAAGACCUGGUGGAUCGUCAUACGCUAAAGUUCCCACCGCGUGCCUUUAUGCGCAUGACAGCAAGAAGCUAAUAGCCUGGGGACACGACGCAAUCCGAAAGGCAAAUGAUGUAAAUAACAAAGACAUCUUGGUAGAGAGAUUCAAGUUGCUUCUUGAUUCGAGAAUACCAGCGUCUGUAAAGUUACCGCAUGGUCUAAAGCCGCUUGAUGUAAUCGCUGACUAUCUUACCGAGUUCAAUAAAUAUAUUCAUGAUUGCUUCAAACGUAAAUUUGGAGUCAUCUAUAAUAAAGAAAAGUUUAGAUAUUGUCUAACAGUCCCUGCCAUGUGGGAUGACUAUGCCAAAUCACUUAUGCGCGAAGCUGCCAUUAGAGCGGAUAUCGUAACCCGCUUGGAUAACCCUAAUCGACUAGUGCUCACAAGUGAACCUGAAGCUGCUGCUCUUUACUGCGAAAAGAAAUCCGAGCAAUUUAAGCUUACAGACGGCCAGCGCUUUCUGGUCUGCGAUGCUGGUGGUGGAACAGUUGAUUUGAUAGUAUUUGAAGUCACUCGUACUGCAGGAAAGAAGACCAUAAAAGAAGUGACACAGGGUCAUGGAAGCUCGUGUGGGUCGACUUUCCUGGAUCAAAAUAUGCGAGAAGUCUUUAAGAGCCGGUUUGGUGACCUUGCAGAAAUUAAUAAGCCAACAAUUGAUAUUAUGGUGAACCAGUUUAUUACCUCUGCAAAGCCUGGAUUUGAGAAUAAAGACAACGAACACUUCAUUGUGCCAGCAAAAAUAGAGAUGGAAGGAAGAGAAAUGGAAGAGAUUGGAAUAGUAAACGGAUCACUCUGUGUUACUGUAAAAGAAAUGCGCGAAAAGGUGUUUGACCCGAUUGUCAAGGAAAUAACUGAGUUAAUCCUUCGACAGCUUAAUCAGACUGGCGGAAAGAUUGACGCCAUGUUCUUGGUGGGAGGGCUUGGACAGUCGAUUUUUCUGUACCAAUGCCUGACAGAAACAUUUGCAGAUCGUAUAAAUUUGAUUGCUGUUCCUCAACGUGGCGAGCUAGCUAUUGUGAGAGGUGCAGUGAUACUUGGAAUGAAUCCAGAAAUGAUUACACACAGAGUAUCACGGCGAACAUACGGGCGAAUUAUGGCUGAUAUUUUUGAUGCAUCCAAACACCCAGCAGAAAACAAAUAUAUUGAUCCUGCAGGUUACCCAAGAUGUAGUAGCUGCUUCAAAGUUUUCAUCUAUAAAGGAGAUACUAUAAGAACGGAUGAAUAUAUCGAAUCAAACUUCUCAUACUUUUAUCCCGGAAUACCAUGCUUAGAUUUAUAUGUUUUUGAUGGGGAUGGUGAUCCUCCUAUGUUAGUUACUGAUCCAGGUUCUCGCCUGGUAACUAGAUGUACUAUGGAAAAACCAGUGGUUCCAGGUGCUAAAGCCGGGGAUGAAGUCAAUAUUUGUUCCAGAGUAUACUUGGGGCUAACAGAAAUCUGUAUGGAGAAUACUAUAUUGGAUAAAACAUACACAUUCACCUCAAGUUUCAAAGACCAUGAACUUAAGAGUACGCCUAAAAGCAUCCGGGCUUCAGUCACCCAUUCGACAGCCUUUUCAACACAUUCUACUCUCCCUUCUCUUUCAAGGAACAGGAGAUAG